CUCAAAAACAAUUGUUUCUUUUAUUUUUUGAAUAUUUUUUUCUUGUUAAUUGUUUUAUUUUACCGAAUGUGAACAAUUUCGUGUAUUCUUUUGAUGGAAGAAAGAUCAAAACGCCGAAAAUCAACAGUUAAAUUUCAAAAAAGUUCAAGACAAUCUCAGAGUAAUUUGAUUCAUAAUCAAACCACAUUAGUUGGAAGUUACAUGAGUCUCAUGGAGAAUCAAAAGCUAGUGGUUGCCGUUCUACGGUACAAAACAAAUGAUGGUUCUAAGAUCAAAUUACCAGUUUUGUUCAAAGUGUCUUCUGAACAAAUUCCCAAAGAUCUUCGUCUUCUUGAAAUUCAUCGAGAUAAUCUCAUUUAUAUUGAGAUUGAUGGUUGUAAGCCCUUAGCCGCAAUGAUCGUAUCAGUCGGUGAUGACUCAGUUCAACUAUCUGAAAUUUAUCAGACUUUUAUAAAUAAAGAGUUGAAAUCUAAUCCAUCAUCCGCUGAGAAAAAAAUCUCGAAUUGGUUAAUUGUCGAUAAUAUUUCUAUUUCAAAAUUCGAAUCUCAAAGAUUACCCAUAACAAGUGAAGAAGAUCUUACUGAAGUCAAAAAAAGGAUUGAAACGCUGAAUAGUCAAGUGAAAAAUCAAUCAAGAAUAUAUCAAGAUCCUCAACCAUCCACAAGUGCUCAAUCUGAUCUGAUUCAAGAUGAUCUUUUUGCUGACGAUGACGAUGAUGAUUAUUUCGAUGAAUCAAAUUCAGAUUUGUCUCAUUCACUCAUACCUGAUCAACUGAAAGAGAACGAUUUUAUGGACAAUUUACAAAAGUUGAAAAGUCUCAAUUCUAGUGAGGUGGAAUCACCUCAAGAUAUAAAACUGAUUAUUGACAAAGUCAUUGAUACUUUUGAAUCAGUUUUUUAUUCAAAAGAAAUGAAAGAUCAACAGGAAAAAAACAUUAUUCAAGUUGAAAAGAAUCCUGGUGAGGUUCGAUAUAUUCCUGAAGAAGAUAAAACUUAUUCGAGUGGUCAAACAACAAUGAUUGAAGGUAUUCUACCAGUGUAUACUAACAAAUACAAAGCUGCGAUCUCGGCAAAAUCAAAAUCAGAAUAUCAACCAGCUGCAAUCAUUACGAAUAUUAUUCGAUUCGCUUUUCCUAAGCAUUGGCUAGUUGGAGUUACAGUUAAAGGCGCUGGUGGAAGAAAAUCUCUCAUUUCUAUUUGGAAUCAUCAAAAUCCAUUGGCUAAUCCGGGCGAAGGUCAAUUCAAAAAUGGCUUAGGAGAGAAAAGACUACGAGCUUUAAUUGAUCAUGUGGUACGAAAAGGAAAAUUCAAAAAAUAUGACAAAGCAACAGAAAAGUUUCUUGUUGGCUGUCUCGCUAAAGCGAUGCAUUCGUGUAGACCAAAGCCUAACUUUCUCAGCUCAGCUAUCAAUCUUGAUGAUAUUUCUGAUCCUGAUUCGGAUAUUGAUUCAGAAAUUUAUCAUUUGAAUAUUCGAAAGAAAGAAGGUUCCAAAGUGAUAAAUCGAUCCGAUCAAGCGCUGAGAGUAGUAACCAGAAGGUCUUCACGCUCUCAAAAACAGGGAAAUUCACCUCGUGAAAAAGAAUCAGUUCAGGAAAAAGUGCCAGAAGUAAAGUCAACAGAAACGAAUCAUUCCAAAGGAACACUUUCAACUUGCAUUGAAAAACUACCUGACCAUCAAGGUAAACAAAAAAUUAUUCCUCUACAUGCAGAUCCUAACCCUCCAAUAAAUCUUUUCGAAUCAGAAAAUGAAGAUGAAUCUACCUCAGGCUGUGAGAACGAAAAUCAAACAGAUGUUAGUGAGAAAAAUGGAUCAAGAUCAGCAGAAAUAAUUGAAGUUGAUAUGGGAAAUUCAAGAGAGAGUGAAGAGCCUGAAAUUAAUGUUGAACCGAUUUUGCCCAGCUUAAAUCCAGGCUCAGAUGGCAAAGUUUCAAAUAUUGUAUCUGAUUCUGAGAAAAAUUCUCCAGCUGAAUCUGAUUCACUUCAAACAUCGGAUGUGUCAAUAAAUGAUUCUGGAAAUCAUUCAAUCUCACCUGAAGAUAGGAGUCUCGAAGAAAAUACAAAUAUACCAACAGCUGAAGAGAAUACGGUUAACGAUCCUAUUCAUGAUGAAUCGGAUGGUGAUUCAUCUCAAAUCGGAGGAAAAAGAACCAAAAAUUGUGAUAAUGUGACAAAAAAACAAAGAUCUGAUGUCGGUGAUGCUAUUCCGCUUACUCAAGCUAUUCCUGAAAGUAUUUCAGAUGAAUCAAUUGAUUGCGAUGAUAUUACGGAAGAAGAUCGUGUAAUUUUGGCCAAACUCAAAUCAAAGGGUGUUUUGAGUAAAUUCUUCAACCGAUUGGCCAACAAUUGAAAUGUUGAGUAACUUUCAAAUAUUUUCCUAUUAUUCAGUACAAAUUUUUCAAUAUUGAAUUACUUAAACUCUCGAUUUUAAUCAAAAUCGAAAGAAAAGUAAAUCACAAAUAACAAUCGAAUUGUAUCAAAAGUACAAUUAUUUUCUUUUUCAAUUUUCUAAAAUUUUUUCGAUUAAUCAAUUUACAUUUACAAUUUUGUCUAAAGAAACUCGAUCAUUUUAAUUUGCUUUUACCCAAUUUUUUGUGCACAGAUCUUGUGAAAUAGAUCUUUUACAGAAAUGCUUUUUGUAGCUUUUAGGGAAAAGCAUCUUUGAUUGAUUUCUUUCCCAUGUUUAAUCUCGAAUCAAAAUAAACGAUUUUGAUCAAUA
This is a messenger RNA of Panonychus citri (citrus red mite), 2715 nucleotides long. RefSeq lists its product as uncharacterized. The coding region runs from base 94 to 2346 and encodes 750 amino acids. The record is from RefSeq and is a predicted model, not a curated record. NCBI's taxonomy places the organism in Eukaryota, Metazoa, Arthropoda, Arachnida, Trombidiformes, Tetranychidae. The transcript is spliced from 3 exons.